This is a messenger RNA of Gadus chalcogrammus (walleye pollock), 2220 nucleotides long. Its product is annotated as polycystic kidney disease protein 1-like 3. The record is from RefSeq and is a predicted model, not a curated record. Lineage: Eukaryota; Metazoa; Chordata; Actinopteri; Gadiformes; Gadidae. The transcript has 2 exons. The coding region runs from base 203 to 1240 and encodes 345 amino acids.
GGGAGUGUUGUUGUGAAACAGAAGGAAGACGCACACAGGAAGACACUCACACAUCACAAAGUAACACCGAGAAGACGGAAAGUUCUGAAUGUUCACUAGUUUAAGGACCCUUACCGUUACUCUUUUUAGUUUAAGACCCCUCACGUUAACCGUCAGUUCCUGAACAUUAAUGAUCGCCCUCUCCUUGUAGACCUCCUGACCCAUGGACACCUCGGAACGUCGGGAAAUCUACAUCCCCCAAGACGCUCAGGUGGGGUCCAUCCCCCUCUGGACCAUAUCGGACCGGAUCCUGGACCGGAUGGGAGUCCCCCGACCCUCCAACAACCCCUCCUCAUCCAGCUCCCCCUCUCUGUCCCCGGAGGGGACUUGGAUCUCCCCGGUGCUGGUCCGGAAGAUGAGCCAUCCUGCGGUCUCCGGGGACAUCGACCCAACGGGGGGGAGCCCCUUUUGGGCCAUGCGGAAAACACUCGCAGACACUCACGGUAGUCCGGUCGAAAUCCCGUUCGUGACGUCGAACCGCCUGGCCCUCGAGGUGCUCCGGGAUUUCCUACCUGGCGCACGGUUCUCCAACCUCACAAGUGGCCCCCGAUCGUGCAUCAGGUUACCUCGGGUGGCCGCUCCUCCCCUCCACCAUGAAGCGGUGCUCGUCUACGAGGGCAACGUCUUCCUGUCCAUCAGGAGGCCCAAGCGGAGGAGAGGAGGCGAGCCCUCUUCGGCACCCCCCACGGCUCUGUCUCCGGUCUUCUCUGUCCCGGACAGCACAGCUGCGUCCAUCGGAGAACCUCACCAGACCGAACGCACGCUGAGAAACUCUGGAGGACUACAAGUCCCAGAAGACACUGCUGCUUCUCACCCAGUCCCAGAAGACCCUGCUGCUUCUCACCCAGUCCCAGACGACCCUGCUGCUUCUCACCCAGUCCCAGAAGACUCUGCUGCUUCUCACCCAGUCCCAGGAGACCCUCAUUCUCCUCAUCAAGACCCAGAAGAAGAGUCUGAGGACACCCCCUCUGAGACCGCCAGCGCUCCCAACACAGACCACCCAGAAGCAACCAGCAGCCCCCAGUUUGGGGACCAGGACCACCCUAGUGUCUUUGUCCCGCCACAUGAGGGCAGACUCGGAUCAGCUCAGAAGAAUUACAGAGACUGUGACUUCGAAGCGCUGGCGCUGGACGAGAAGAUCGCCCAGAUGAAAGCGAAGCUCGUCGAGAGCGAAGCGGCUCUGAGGAGAGGCUGCAGCUGAAGGCCGCAACAGGACCUGUGCCCAGGCCCGGCUCUGGGCAUAGGCAGUAUAGGCUAAUGCUACGGGCGCAUCCAGGGACGUCCUUAGGGGGGGGGAAAUUAGGAGGAUUCCAGGGGCGCAGCACUGACGGGGCAGAUUUUUUUUUUAUUAUUAUUUUUCGGAUUAAAUCAUCAAAUUAAGGUGGUUUGUUUCGUUGUUUUGUUGUGGUUUGUUUCUCCAUUUUUACAAAAUCAUUAGAAAGUCUUCACCCUAUUAUCACCCCUCUCGUUUGUCAUUAUUGGGUACAGCCCAAGUCUCACGCUACUGCAGAGCAAAGUAGCAGCCAGGCAGAUCGUUGUGAAGCAAGUGCAGACUGCUAGUGUCUUAAACUAGCAGUCUAAAGUCAGUUUGCGUGUAUCCCGGUCGGUGAAAUCAAGAAGUCAGGUUGUCAGGGGAGGAAAGAGAGGAAAGAGAGAGAGGAAAGAGCUCCUACCGGUCGACAGUUCGUCACCCAGUUUUUUACCAAGAAACUUUCCCAACAACCUGAUAAUAAGCCUAGCCUAGCAGCUAGCGCUACUGUAGCUAAAAUAAUUACAGCCUGCACUGGGUGAUAAAACUGAAAAGAUCGUUUGCAUUACCAUUCACAUGAUAUCCAAUAGCCUACCUAUCUACAAAAAGCCUACAUUAUUUUUACAAGUCGAGCGGACUAUUUAAUAUCUCCCGUAUGCAGGCGUUGCCAAGCAACAUGGCCAUAGCGUCUCAUAGGGUCAACGUCUUUCCUAGGUGUAAAGUAACACUUUUUAACCUACACCCUCCAGCCAAUCAGAAUCGGGUAUUCAUCCAGACCAUGGUAAAAAUGGAGAUAAAGCAAUGAAGAAUCAGAAUCAGAAUCAGAAAAGGUUAAUUGCCAAAUACAUUUACACAUAUGAGGAAUUUGUCUUGGUAUUCGUAUCCGUUGCGCACGAUCUUAACAAACAAUAAACUGUAAACAAUAAACAAUA